This is a messenger RNA of Aegilops tauschii subsp. strangulata, 1157 nucleotides long. The record is from RefSeq and is a predicted model, not a curated record. Lineage: Eukaryota; Viridiplantae; Streptophyta; Magnoliopsida; Poales; Poaceae.
UUGCUGUUGUUAUCUGAUUUGGCAUGACUAGUAGAGUAAGUAACUGAUGAGGAGUGUUGCUGUUGUUAUUCUUGUUGUGGUUACCUGAUGAUGAGUAAUAGCAAAGUGUUGUUGAUGUUUUUGCCAUCAGAAAUGUCCUUGCUUUUGCCAUCUGAUGUUGAUGUCUGUGUGGUUGAUUUCUGUGGUGGUCACCCGUUGAUGGUGGUGUUGCUCAAGUCUGUUGAUGUUUUUGCCACUUCUACUCAUUGCCCCUUUGCCAAGAUAUAGUAGGAGCAAAUUGAGGCCAUUGCCAUUUAUAGUAGUAUUCCAAAUUGAGGCCCUGGCAAACACAUGUAGUAAUUAUUCUACUGUUUUGAAGUGCUUGUUUCCUAUUUAUGUCCAGUCUUGUUUAUGGUAACUUGUUGUUUAAUUACAAUGCUGCUUUUCAGAUAAGUGAGAUGGCUGGCUUGGAAGGUUUUGAGUUCUUCGAGAUCGUAAUUGAGAAAUCUUGCAGUAGGCAGAGGCUGCCUGACAAGUUUGUGAAGAUGCUCGCCGGCCGUGAGCCCCACAAAGUGAAGCUGCGGGAGGCCGGCAGCGGGCUUCGCAGGCUGUGGGACGUGUUGGUGGUGUUCGAUGGUGAAGACCACAUGUACCUAGGGCCCGGCUGGGAGCAGUUCGCCCGCGCCCAUGAGCUACAGCUCGGGCACUUCCUUGUCUUCCGCUACGACGGCGACGCCAUGUUCACCGUGAAGAUGUUCAACAACACCAUGUGCCGCAUGUACUACCAGCACGACGACGAUGCUAGCAAUGGGAGCAGCAGCGAGGAUGACGAGGAGCAGAGCGGGGAUGACGAGGAGCAGCCUAUUCUGGCUAACGAUGACCCUCCUAUGGUGGUGGCGGAUGACGACCUUGGUAUGGUGGUGGCUGACGACGACCCUGCUAUGGUGGUGGCGGACGAGGACCCUGCUAUGGUGGUGGCUGACGACGACCUCACGAUUGUGGUGCCUAAGGAUGACCUCGCAAUGGUGGUGCCUGACAAUGACCUCGUGAUGGUGGUGGCGCCUGCAAUCCCACAGCUUGGCGACAGGACCAUGCCAAUUGUGGUAGAGGAGUACAUCCGCGUUGGGAUUCGCCACUCUGAGCGCAUCAGGUUGAUGAAGGAGAAGAAGGAGGAGUGA